Messenger RNA from Acanthosepion pharaonis, 996 nucleotides. NCBI's taxonomy places the organism in Eukaryota, Metazoa, Mollusca, Cephalopoda, Sepiida, Sepiidae. The record is from the annotation of a GenBank genome assembly.
AUGACAUAUUUUUGGUAUGUUCUUGAUCUUAUUCACAUCAGACACCCACCUGCUUUUGGUUUCUCCCUAAAGACUAUCUUCGCACGGUUUCUUUGGGCCAGCCCAUCUGAAGACAGUGAAGAUUCUCUCAGUUCUCCUGUAAGUCAAUUGCAGCAAACCGUUUCUUUCUUCCAAAACAUAAGUAAAUAUGAGGAAGAAAUAAAAAAGUUUGUAACAGCUGUGGUUAACGAGGAAGUGGAGACAGCAGAGAAACACUUGAUUGUUAAAAAUCCAGAACUUCCUGAUUUUGAAUGCUGCCUGGCUGAUGCUCGUUAUAAGGGUGAUGGCCAGCCUGUUUUACACAAGGCAGUUCUUCGUUGUAAUGUACCCAUUGUGAGAAACAUUGCUCAUGCACUCGUCUGUAUCAACAAGAUACAGCUUGAUUCUAUCCGAGAUUCGUUUUAUCGAACUGCUUUACACUAUGCAUAUGGCAUGACAGAGGACACUGAAGUGGCAAAUAUUUUACUUGAUUAUGGCUGUUCUGAAUUUACAGUUGAUAAGGAUGGUCGUUCUCCUCUUUCAUUCAAGGAUAGACGAAACCAAAAAUUAAUGGCUGACCUCUUGACCUAUCAAUUAAGCCAGGUAUGUUUUUUCUUCUAUUUUUCUUUUCUCUCUUUCUUUCUUUCUUUUUUUUUUCUUUUCUCUCUUUCUUUCUUUUCUCUCUUUCUUUCUUUUCUCUCUUUCUUUCUUUUCUCUCUUUCUUUCUUUUCUCUUUUUCUUUCUUUUCUCUCUCUCUCUUUCUUUUCUCUCUCUCUCUUUCUUUUCUCUCUCUCUCUUUCUUUUCUCUCUCUCUCUUUUCUCUUUUCUCUCUCUUUUCUCUUUUCUCUCUCUUUUCUCUUUUCUCUCUCUUUUCUCUUUUCUCUCUCUUUCUUUUCUCUCUCUCUCUUUUUCUCUCUCUCUCUCUCUUUCUUUUCUCUCUCUCUCUCUCUUUCUCUCUCUCUCUUUAUAAAUUUAUAA